CCUUGAUCGCCUCAUAGUUUAAACAGCGGUAAACCAAACAAUUCAGCGUAUCUUUUGCUGAUUGUUUUCCCUGCUAGGAACGUACAUAGUUUUACGAUUGUGCUUUUCCUGACUGCUGCCACGUGAGGGACUGCUCACGGAAGAAACCUACGUGGCUGGGGAUCGCUUGUUUUUCACUGUUCAGUAUUCAAUCAUAGGUGUAUUUGGAGCAUCGGUCGUACAUCCUGGGAUCAUCAAUUAAGCAAUGCUGGGUUUGGGAAAAGGUUACUAGUAUGAAAAGAUGACAGCAUACAUUGAAUCGGAAUCAGAAUCAGGUCCAUAUAUUCCAUGGGGUUUUCCAAAUGAAUUAAUUUUAUGUGAAGCAGCACGUAGAGAUGAUAUUAAAGCUGUAAGCAAAUCUAUCGCAAAUGGAGUGAAUGUAAACUUUAUUGAUGAUUUCGGGAAAACAGCAUUACACUAUGCAGCUGCAAAUGGCAGUUAUGAAUCAGUAAAACUUCUUGUCGCCAAUAAAGCGAAUGUAAAUACCCGGGAUUCAAAUGGAACUACACCAUUGCAUAUGGCUUCUAGAGGAAAUCAUACAAGAGUGGUGAAAUUUUUACUGAUGUCUGGAGCGGAUAUUAAUCAUGAAUGUCUUAGUGGUGUCAAACCAAUUGACUUAGCAGUUUACAAUUCAGAAACUUGGAAAGUUUUAUUAAACGCUACAAAUGGUGAUCUCCCAAAAAUUGAACAUUUAAUACAAACACGUACAGUUCCUUUAAUUCCCCGAUUUGUAAUACAAAGAGAAAUUGACAAACAAGCUAAGUUGAAUGAACAAAAAAAUGAAAAGAAGAAGGGUGGAAAGAAAGGAGGUAAAGGCAAAUCAAAGAAAUAGUUGAAUUAGUUAAGAUUGUUGAAAAAGUUAUCGUUUACUAUCUUCUAUACAUACACACACUAUGUACUUGUACAACACUGUUUAUAUAUUUAGUCAAUUCUAUAAUUCAGUCACAAUUAUUUAGCUUAAAAGUCUAACUAUGUUGGUCAGUGUAGUUUUAUUUUCUGAAGAUUUGCUUAAGCAUUUAUAGUUAUACCAUAUAUUCUGUACUCUUGAACUAGUGACUUACUUGUAUUUAUUAAAUAUUGAAUAAGUCAGUGUUGUUUUUUGCUUUCUAUCCUGUGUUAUCAAUAAAGAAGUAAGAAUUGAUGAAGAUGAAUCCAUUA
This is a messenger RNA of Schistosoma turkestanicum, 1197 nucleotides long. Lineage: Eukaryota; Metazoa; Platyhelminthes; Trematoda; Strigeidida; Schistosomatidae. The record is from the annotation of a GenBank genome assembly.